AAGCAUUCAAGUUCCACCCCACCCUUUUUGUGUCCUCUAUUCUUUCUCUGCCUUCUCCUUCUCUUUUCUCCUGUCUAAUUUAUCUUUUCUAGGUGGUUUAGUAUAAAGGUCAGCUAUGGGGGACAUACCCUGAAACAGUGCUUGUUUUGCACACUUUUGAAUGCUGCAUAGCCAUUCAUUUCAUGGCCUUAACGGAUAAGGCUCUUUUGAGGUCAGCAUAUCCCAUGAAAAGACCAAAAGAUUGUUGCUGUCCCAAAAACAUUUUAAAAGCACAUCAGUGAGGUGCACUGUUGCACUGGUUGACAUGUUUGUCCAUUAUGGUGCAUGCAGGCACUAUCUGUUAAUACUAGCUCAUCAAAUGAGUGUUUAUCUGCCCAGAAUGCACCCUUUACGUCUGUUUGAGUCAAAUUUGCUGUCAGAAAGCAUUGACGGGAGGAACACGAUUGUAAGCUUUGGUAUUAUCAUGGAAUUUGUUGACUUCAACCAAAGACUGAGCCUUAUCCUUUAGAAUAUGUAUAUUAAGUCUUUCGAGGAAAAGGCUUCGAAAGGCGCUUAGGUCUGGCGGCAAAAGGCCAUACAGAGAUACUGUGUACACACAUAUUUGUUUCCAUAUAAGAGCAGCUAAUCUGGGGACUUAAAGAGAACACUAGUCAAUGAUUGGUCAUUUUACAUUGUAGUCAUAUAACAUUUCAUCAUAAGUUGUCUAAGAUGCCCACCCGAAAUGACACAGUGCUGGUGAAAUAUAUUCUCUUUAACAGUGGUCUUCUUUUGUUGUUGUGUUUUACAGUUCUUUUUCCUGGCUCAGCCAGUCCUGUAUACCAGGCCCUGAUGCAAAUACCAUCCAACAGUUUUGUCUUCUGCAGCAUUUUCUCUCUUCAGUGUACUCUUUUAUUUAAGUGUUAUCAUUGUUUUGUGUUCGUAUUAAGGUCAUGUGUUUUUGUGACAGGGUUGUUUUUGGUGGAUUAACUGAGAGAUGAAUCAUUUGUUAAUUUGGGUCAUUUUUAAAUAACGAGUUGCAUAUUGCGAGUAAAGUUGCUAAAAUGAUUUUUUAAUUGGACUGUAGUAGCACCGAUUAAUCAAACCAGUUAUCUUUUUUGAGGUUUUGUUAAUUGAUAAAGUGGCAGGUAAGAGUAUAAUGAUGUACUGCAGGCACGCUACCCAUCCUGAAUUCUGCUUUUGUCCUUUAGUAUAUCCAACAUUUGUUUUUGGUAAGUAGACACUGAUAGCUUGCAUAGUGUUCUUGCCAAAUCCCUAAAAUUCUCUCUGUUGUGUGUAUCUCGAUUUUUCUCUGUGUGCUUUUAGUAGCGAAGCCGCCAACGUGAGUCGCUUGUUUCAGUAAACGUCUAAAUGAAAAUUGAGGGCACACCCAACUGGAGAAGCAGCUGUGCUUGCUAACGUUUGGUUCAUGACUUAAAAAACACAUUCAGGAUCUAUUCCAGAUGAGGCUAAAGCUUUGUCACUGUUGGCGCCAGCAAAUGCUGUUGCAGGAAUCAUGCCAGGAGGAGGACUUCUUCCAACACCCAAUCCCAUCCCUAACCCACCUAUGGGAGGAAAUCCUUUUGGUGCGCCGAAUAUGGAUGCGAUGGCUGCAUUUGGUUUUCCAGGACCCCAGGCAGCUGAUCAGCUGUUAAAGCUCAUGACGGAUCCAAAACUGAAUCCUUUGGCUGCAAGUUUCAGCAUCAAUGCAAGCCUGAAGGCUGAUGCAUCUAAUAAAGAAAUUGAAGAGGCCAUGAAGAGAGUCAGAGAAGCCCAGUCGCUCAUUUCUGCUGCUAUUGAACCUGGAAAUAAGGAGAGCAAAAAGCGUACUCGGUCUCGCAGUAGAUCCAGAAGGAGGAGGUCCAGAUCACGUUCCAGACACAGGCGAACCAGGAGCAGAUCACGGAGACGGUCAAACUCCAGAAACAGGCGACGCUCCAAAAGCCCACGCAGGAAACGCUCCAGAGACCGAAGCAGGCGUUCUCGAAGCAGAUCCAGGGAUAGAAGGAAAGAUGAUUCAGGCAGAAGAAGAUCCAGAACGCCACCAAAAAGCUACAGCACUGCCAGGAGGUCACGCAGCGGGAGCCGGAGACGCAAGAGAAGUCGAAGUGGCAGUCGAUCCCCUAAAAGGAGAAACACCAGCAGGUCCCCAUCUCCAAGAAGACACAAAAAGGAAAAGAAAAAGGACAAGGAAAGGGACAGGGACCGCAAAAGUGAUAAAGAAGGCAAUCAUGAGGAACGUGAACACUCCACCAGCAAGAAAAAGAAAAGCAAAGACAAAGAACGAGAACGAGAACGAGAGCGGGAGAGGAAAUCAGAUGGCGAGAAAGGAGAUGUCAAGAUUACCAGGGAUUAUGAUGAAGAAGAACAAGGCUAUGACAGCGAGAAGGAGCGGGAGGACAGGAAGGAUUCUGACGACUCUGCUUUGUCUCCUCAGUCUCUGGAAGGUAAUGGCACAGUGCGGCCUGUAAAGGCCAAAGUUAACGGAGCUGAUGAUCACCAUGAAGAGGACAUGGAUGUCAGCGAUUAAGAGGUCUGUCCUGAUUUGUUGCCGGUUAUCCCUCCAUUUUUGUUCUGAACAUGAUACUUUUUCAUAUUUUCCCUCGCUGGGGUUAAAUCUAAAAUGUGAAGUGAGUGUAAAAUAUAUAGAUUUUUCGCACAGGAGCGUCAUCUACUCUUUUUACAAAUGCACAAUGCAGAGUUGUCAUUUUUGUCCAAAGACAUCCCACAUCGAUUUAAAGUACGCCUUUUGCCUCUACAAAUGUCAUCAGUUAAAACUGGAAGUUGGCUUUGCUUUUCUUGGGCUUAUGUUGUCACUUCUUUACAUAUUGAGUCUUUACAUUUAGUGUUGUGGUGUGUUGUUCAGGCCUCUUCCCCACCUUCUUGAAAACAUUAAGGUGUUUGCUUUUUGUUAUUUGCAAGUGUUGUUUUACCAAGAAUUUCAUUUAUAAUAAAGCCUCUUUAGAGAACCAAGACUUUGAA
Messenger RNA from Scatophagus argus, 2958 nucleotides. Its product is annotated as serine/arginine-rich splicing factor 11-like. NCBI's taxonomy places the organism in Eukaryota, Metazoa, Chordata, Actinopteri, Scatophagidae. Gene Ontology annotation, cellular component: nucleoplasm. The transcript has 11 exons. Gene Ontology annotation, molecular function: RNA binding. The record is from RefSeq and is a predicted model, not a curated record. The coding region runs from base 1493 to 2506 and encodes 337 amino acids.